CGGCGGUGUCCAUGCGGGCUCUACGGGUAGCAGUUGUGAACCGGGUAACCGCCGCGGGUUCUGGGAGACGACGGCAGGCUUUGGGGGCUCCGAGAGGAAGCUGUGCGUGAUUGGAAUAUUUGUCAGUUGAUAAACAGUAACCAUGGAGACUAAGGAUCAGAAGAAGCAUAGGAAGAAACACAGUGGACCCAAGGCUGAGAAGAAAAAGAAACGCCAUCUGCAGGAUCUCCAACUUGGAGAUGAAGAAGAUGCUCGGAAAAGGAACCCUAAAGCUUUUGCAGUUCAGUCUGCUGUGCGUAUGGCUCGAUCCUUUCACAGGACUCAGGAUUUAAAAACAAAAAAGCAUCACAUUCCAGUGGUUGAUCGAACACCCCUGGAGCCCCCACCCAUCGUGGUAGUGGUGAUGGGGCCCCCAAAAGUUGGAAAGAGUACUUUGAUACAGUGCCUCAUCCGGAAUUUCACCAGACAGAAGCUGACAGAGAUCAGAGGCCCUGUGACAAUUGUGUCAGGUAAGAAGCGCAGACUCACCUUUAUUGAAUGUGGGUGUGACAUUAAUAUGAUGAUUGAUCUGGCUAAAGUAGCAGAUCUGGUACUGAUGCUCAUAGAUGCCAGCUUUGGGUUUGAAAUGGAAACAUUUGAGUUUCUAAAUAUCUGUCAAGUACAUGGCUUUCCUAAAAUUAUGGGAGUUCUCACUCACCUAGACUCUUUCAAGCAUAAUAAACAACUGAAGAAGACAAAAAAACGGUUAAAACACAGGUUUUGGACAGAAGUCUACCCGGGUGCCAAGCUGUUUUAUCUUUCUGGGAUGGUCCAUGGAGAGUAUCAGAAUCAAGAGAUUCACAAUCUGGGUCGCUUCAUUACAGUUAUGAAGUUCAGGCCUCUCAUGUGGCAAACCUCUCACCCUUAUGUCCUGGCAGACAGGAUGGAAGAUUUGACAAACCCUGAGGAUAUCCGGAAAAAUGUAAAGUGUGAUAGAAAAGUAUCUAUUUAUGGUUAUUUAAGAGGUGCACACUUGAAAAAUAAAAGCCAGAUUCACAUGCCAGGCGUGGGAGAUUUUGCUGUGAGUGACGUCAGUUUCCUCCCAGACCCCUGUGCUCUUCCUGAACAGCAAAAGAAGCGUUGUUUAAAUGAGAAGGAGAAGUUGGUUUAUGCACCUCUUUCUGGAGUUGGGGGUGUGCUAUAUGACAAAGACGCUGUUUAUGUUGACCUUGGUGGCAGCCACGGAUUCCAGGGAUUGGAGGAGACAGGGCCUACACAUGAACUGGUCCAGAGUCUCAUUUCCACCCAUGCCACCAUUGAUGCCAAGAUGGCUUCCAGCAGAGUGGCACUUUUUACUGAUUCCAAACCUCUAGAGUCAGAAGAAGUAGAUAACCAAGGGCUGUGGAUGCCCAAAGAGGAGAAGCAAAUGGAUAUGAAAACUGGUCGAGUACGUCGGAAAGCUGUUUUUGGAGAUGAAGAUGAGUCUGGAGACAGUGACGGAGAUGAUGAAGAGAUGUCUGAAGGUGACAAGUCAGAAAAUAGUGAUGAUGAAGCAGAAGAGGAGGAGGAAGAUGCCGCUGGAACAACCCAAGACAAAUAUGUGAUGAUGAGGGGCAUCAAGCGCCAAAAGCUGGAAGAAGACAGCGAGGUGGAUUUGCCAGCAUUUGCUGACAGUGAUGAUGAUCUUGAGCAGAGCUCAGGGGGCGAAGGAGAAGCUGAGGAAGCUGAUGAAAGCAGUGAAGAAGAUUCUGUUGUAGAAGGAGGGAGGAGCAUUUUGGAAUCGAAGACAGUUGGAGAAGGUAGUAAGGAAGGACUAUCUGCAGCUAACCACCAAAAUGACAAUCUGAAUCUGGGGAAAAAGGCAGCCAUUACUACCUCUGAUUCUGGUCACUGCACAGCGGAAGAGGCACUGGCAUCUGAAGAUGAAUCAGAAGAAAGCUCUUCGUUCAGUUCAGAUGAUGAGGAUGCAGAAAGCACAGAGAUUGGUAGGGAAAAGCUUGUAAAGCCUUCUCAUAUGGGCAGUGUGCAGGAACUCGGGUCGGAGAAUUUAAUUGAUGAAACCAGUGAUAUUGAAGAUUUACUCAAAGAGGAAGAAGAAUAUAAAGAAGAAAACAGCUGUCCCACAGAAACUUCUGGUGCCCUCAAGUGGAAGGAAGACCUUUCCAGGAAGGCAGCAGAGGCUUUCCUGAGGCAGCAGCAGGCAACUCCAAACCUUCGAAAGCUUGUAUAUGGGACAGUGACAGAGAACAGUGAAGAGGAAGAUGGAGAUACAGGAGAAGAACUUGGAGGACUCUUCCGAAUCAGCCAGCCUGACAGAGGCUGUAAACAUAAGGCCGACUCCUUGGACUGCUCCAAAUUUCUUGUGGAGGCACCACAUGAUUGGGACUUAGAGGAGGUUAUGAACAGUAUCAGAGAUUGCUUCGUCACUGGGAAGUGGGAAGAUGAUAAAGACGCAGCCAAGAUCUUAGCCGAAGAUGAGGAGCUCUACGGUGACUUUGAAGACCUAGAAACAGGGCACGUGCACAAGGGAAAACCAGGCCAGGAUUCUCAGAUUGAAGAUGAAGAGGAAGAAGUUAAAGAAGAAACUGAUCCUAAUGAGGAGGAAAGCGCCAAGAAAAAACACUUGGAUAAGAAGAGAAAAUUAAAGGAGAUGUUUGAUGCUGAAUACGAUGAAGGAGAGAGCACAUACUUCGAUGAUCUCAAAGGAGAAAUGCAGAAGCAAGCACAGCUUAACCGAGCAGAAUUUGAAGAUCAAGAUGAUGAAGCUAGAGUCCAGUAUGAAGGUUUUCGACCUGGGAUGUAUGUCCGAAUUGAGAUUGAAAACGUUCCCUGUGAAUUCGUGUUGAACUUUGACCCCCACUACCCAAUGAUUCUGGGUGGUUUGGGCAAUAGCGAGGGCAAUGUGGGGUAUGUGCAGAUGCGUCUGAAGAAGCAUCGUUGGUAUAAAAAAAUCCUCAAGUCCAGAGAUCCAAUCAUUUUCUCCAUAGGCUGGAGGAGGUUUCAGACCAUCCCACUGUAUUAUAUUGAAGACCACAAUGGAAGGCAAAGGCUUCUAAAAUAUACCCCACAGCACAUGCAUUGUGGAGCAACCUUUUGGGGUCCUAUCACCCCACAGGGAACUGGAUUCUUAGCAAUACAGUCUGUCAGUGGCAUAAUGCCUGAUUUCCGGAUCGCUGCCACUGGAGUUGUCCUUGAUCUGGAUAAAUCCAUAAAAAUUGUGAAGAAAUUAAAGCUUACUGGUUUCCCAUUCAAAAUUUUCAAGAAUACUUCUUUUAUUAAGGGAAUGUUUAAUUCUGCCUUAGAAGUUGCCAAGUUUGAAGGGGCUAUGAUUCGAACUGUCAGUGGAAUAAGGGGGCAGAUCAAGAAAGCACUCCGGGCUCCAGAAGGAGCUUUCCGGGCCACCUUUGAGGACAAAUUGCUGAUGAGUGAUAUCGUCUUCAUGCGAACGUGGUACCCAGUCUCCAUUCCCGCCUUCUAUAACCCAGUAACGUCCUUGUUGAAACCUGUGGGUGAGAAAGACACCUGGUCAGGAAUGAGGACAACAGGCCAACUCAGGCUCGACCAUGGCAUCAAACUAAAGCCGAACAAGGACUCACUGUAUAAGCCGGUCCUGAGGCAAAAGAAGCAUUUUAAUUCACUACACAUUCCAAAAGCUUUGCAGAAGGCUUUACCAUUUAAGAACAAGCCCAAGACCCAAGCGAAGGCAGGCAAGGUGCCAAGGGACAGGCAGAGACCAGCUGUCAUCCGCGAACCCCAUGAGAGAAAGAUCCUGGCUCUGCUGGACGCCCUGAGCACUGUGCACAGUCAGAAGAUGAAGAAGGCCAAGGCACAGAGGCACGUGCACAACCAGGAGCACGCAAAGCUGAAGCAGAAGGAGGAAGAGGAGAAGCUCAAGCGGCAGAAGGACCUCAGGAAGAAGCUCUUCCGGAUUCAAGGACAGAAGGAGAGAAGAAAUCAGAAGUCUAGUCUGAAAGGAGCUGAGAGCAAUUUACCUAAGUGAGCCCUUAGGCCUCUGUGACCAUCCCUGAGAGGUGGAUGGUCUCCAGUGUCAUGGUGCUGAUGUCUGCCAUGCUGGGACGAGGACCCGAGAGAGAACUCUCAGCUGGACCCAUCACCCAGACUGCACCAAGGGGAGGAGCCCUGGAGAAGGCAGAGCUGGUGGCACUGAGCGGUUCGGAGCAGUGCAACUUUGGGUUAUAUGAAUUGUCUCACGUUCUUUCCCCUGUCUGUGGAAUUAUUUUGUGCUAUAAAAAUGCUAUUAAAUAUUUUUCUGUUAA
Molecule: messenger RNA, 4256 nt
Organism: Dipodomys spectabilis (banner-tailed kangaroo rat)
Lineage: Eukaryota; Metazoa; Chordata; Mammalia; Rodentia; Heteromyidae
Gene: Bms1
Product: BMS1 ribosome biogenesis factor
Exons: 23
Coding region: 143-3979 (1278 amino acids)
Biological process (GO): ribosome biogenesis; endonucleolytic cleavage of tricistronic rRNA transcript (SSU-rRNA, 5.8S rRNA, LSU-rRNA); maturation of SSU-rRNA from tricistronic rRNA transcript (SSU-rRNA, 5.8S rRNA, LSU-rRNA)
Cellular component (GO): nucleus; 90S preribosome
Molecular function (GO): GTP binding; U3 snoRNA binding; GTPase activity
Source: RefSeq, a predicted model, not a curated record